CCCCGCCGAAUCAACACAUUUAACUAUUCCUGAUCGCGAACGCCAAAGCAUGCGCUUCGAGUCCAUCACCGGCUGCGUAACAAAACAUCCGCAGUCCACCUGGCGGAAACCGUCACGAUGGCCAACCCGAACAGUCUCAGGCAGUCGUCGUUGGGCCCUUCAGCGCCCGCAUCACCGGUCGAUACUCGAUCACGCCGCGACUCGAUUACCUCGCACUCUGCGUCUUCGAAUAUCGACAAGGACCAACUUGCCCUUGCUCUCGACAAGAUUCACACCUCUGCCAGCCAAUCGGGUCUCUUGACAACCUUCAACGACUUCGCUUCUCCUCCGGGUUCACUGCCCUCGGCCGACAAUAAAUCGACCACCGGCGAUUUCGUCCAACAAGGGCUCAGUGGACUGUACAUUCGCUUCAAAGAGGCCGUAAGCGGCGCCGGCAAGGGGUCAACUCACGAAGCCGAUGAUGCCAAUAGCCAAGACGGAGCCUCAAUCAGGAAGAGCAUUAGCAACCCGGCCAACACCACAAACUCAAAGAUGUCGCCUCUUCCCCGCGAGGAAAGCGGUGCCACGAACUCGACCCUUCAGUCUGCUACAUCCUCAGAUAUCCAGACGUCAGGUCUGUCAUCAGCCGGCGUUUUGACAUCCGAGUCGCAGACCACAGCUCCACAGUCAUCCACCGCAUCUUCGAUCACACCAUCAUCCGCGCCGAGACCCUCGCCCGCAAGCGUCCAGAAUCUGCCAAAGAUCGUCAAGGCAGCGGUACCAGUCACGGCCAACGCCGCCAUCGCGCCUAUCACGGUGCAGGGUCUCAUGGAUAUGGAACCCACCCGGGGCGCUUCCACGCGCGUGGAUGAUCUCCCUCUCCGAACUGCGGCUGGUCGUAGGAGCAUAAGCAGGCCUGCGGACGCAGCACCGAGCCCUAACCUGUCGGGGACUCCAAGCCUAGACAGCGUAGCCACCAGUGAGCGAGUAGUGCUGCCGGGUCGGGCAAGAAGGGAAGAUGCCGUCACACUGGACGAAGGUACCGAUACUCCGCGCAGUCCGGUCCAGCCUUUGGCUGAAGCCCGUAUUCCAUCUUCCUCCUCCCGCCCCGUCCCCGCCGAUGUCAUGAACAUGAGAAAGCCAGCAGUGAUAGACCGCAUUGCUUUCUCUAGAGACCGGAGUCAUUCAAGGUCCUCGUCCAUGGAGCCAGGCGCUGCCGAAGCGAGCGCCAUCAGCACCUCGGCCCAUAGCUCAGUGCAUCAUGACUCUUUCACGCAUACUGAGCGGCCGCAGAGACUGCAGUCGGGUAUCAUGAAGAUCCCAGGUACGACCACCAACGAAGGCGCCCCUGAGAUCGUCAAUGCGAGGCUAGAACGGAUGCGGAAGCAGGUGCUAAGCAAGGAGUUUUGGAUGGCUGAUGAGACGUGCAAGGAGUGUUUCCUCUGCGGCACCCCCUUCACUGCCUUUCGACGCAAGCACCACUGCCGGACAUGCGGCUGCAUAUUUGACUCGAAAUGCACGUCCAAUAUCUCGGGCCAAAAGUUCGGUGUGCAGGGCACUCUCCGUGUUUGCAAGACCUGCCUCAACGUUAUCAACCGCCGUUAUGACAGUGGCUCCGACGACUCGGCCGAUGAGUCUUAUCUCCCAGCUAUAUUCCGAGCCAGCCAUCCGCUCAACGCGGCAGCUGCGGUUGCGAGGUCAAGAACAGACGAUGAGGCGAGUAUAUCGGAACGUACCGAACAGGCUGACGACACAAGGACCGCCACCACGCCGAUGAUGGCUAUUCCGGCGACACGGCGCAUGGGUGAUAGCAACCGCCACUCGGCCGUUCUGGAGAUCGACAUGCCGCAGCUCAGCCGACCAGGCUCGUCGCGUUCACUAAAAUCCCUAUCUGCUAGCCGGCCACCGUCCUCUGGUCACCGUCGGCACCAUUCCAAGCACAAUUUUCUGACAAGGUUCAAGUCGCCGCCAGACGACAGGGCUCCAUUUCGCACACCGGCCAGCGACGACUUAGGGAAGAAGUCCAACGUCAACGCCUUCCACGCCGAUAAUAUCAUCGACCCAGAGCUGGCCGAUUACAUGUCUGACGAAUCGAGCGAAGACGAGCAAAUGAGCAGCAUUUUUGCUACUCUAGACGGCGGCGAUUUCCAGCCGGCCAGCCUAGAUCCCGGUCGAUCAAGCUUCGGCACAUACCUGAGCGCAGGGAGAAAACAUCGUUUCCGCCAGGGUGACAAGAGCAUUAGCGGUUUAAGUCACACGAGUCGUGGUUACGAAGAGGGCGUUGGCCUUCAGAAUCUCCCAAUCCAUGCGCGGCCGCCGCGGAGGAGGAAUCUGAGCGUUGCGAGUGCCAGCGUCCAUCAUCUACGCUCCCCGCGGCCAAAGUCGGCAGUUCUGAAGGGCGCCUCCGCCUCCGCCGACAGUCCUUCCAUCUUUGACAAUGCCAUUGAUGCGCCCGGGCUGAAGCGAAACGAUUCCAUACGUGAAGGAAGGUCCACGGAGGAGGGCCUGAAUCCCGCGAGCUUACAGCACGUGAAGAAGUUGUUUCGGCAGUUGCUACAAGAUGCCGAGAUCCCCAACCCGGCUGGGUGGGAGAGGGCCCUGAUCCCCAUCCUCGACAAGUGUGCCGACGACGUCGACCCAGACAUUCGCAACGGAGAUGACAUGGAUAUACGGCACUGGGUAAAAUUGAAAAGGAUACCCGGCGGCAAGCCAGGUGAUACUGCCUACGUGCAUGGUGUUGUCUUCACCAAGAAUCUUGCCCUGAAAAGCAUGCCGCGAAAGAUCCGCAACCCGAGGAUAGUGAUUGUCACAUUCCCCCUCGAGUACCAGCGCCACCCGGAGCAGCAUUUUAUGAGCUUGCAGCCAGUCAUCGAGCAGGAGAAGGAGUACCUGAGGAUGGUGGUUAACCGGAUCCUCAAUCUGGAGCCGCACGUGCUGUUGGUUGAGAAAAGUGUUGCAGGCAUUGCGCUGCAGUACCUCUCAGAAGCAAACGUCGCUGUUGCCUACAACGUCAAGCCAUCUGUUUUAGAAGCCGUGGCGCGCAUUGUGAACAUGCCGGUCAUCUCGUCAAUGGACAUGCUCACCCUUGGGGCUCGGGUCGGUGUGUGCGAGAGCUUCGAGGUCAAGACCUUUGUCAACAACGAGAUCAGAGGCAAGAAGAAAACCUACAUCUUCAUCUCCGGCUGUCCGAAAGACCGUGGUUGUACCAUUGCGCUGCGCGGCGCCUCGACCGCGAUCCUCUCUCGGAUGAAGCGCAUCACCGAGUUCAUGGUCUACGUCGUCUACAAUCUGAAGUUGGAGUCUUGCCUAAUGCGCGACGAAUUCGUCCACAUCCCUUCUGAGCUCGCGCUGCCAACGCCACCGAGCUUAGUGUCGGGGUCACAUACCGACGACAGCCUCGUCUUGCGCCCUGGCCAAGAGCCGGAUGUCUCCAGCAGCCGUCCUGCCAUUCUCAUUACGCAUCAGAGCACAGAGAGUCUGAAUGGUUCACACGCCAGCGACGGGGGGUCUGCGGUUGCCGAGCCGGAACCAGCUCCCGUCGAACAGGCUGCACAGCCCGCUGCCGAGUCGGCUCAGGGCUCGGUAUCCAUGCAUGAGUUGCACUCCCAUGCGCAGGUACCAGAUGACGUCCCGAUGGCUACUUUUCACAGCGAAACCGUGGAGAAGUACGAGACCAGGAUUCUAUCUACAUCGCCAUUCGUCCAGUUCAGGCAACCUUAUCUGCUCAUGAAAGCGCGGGAACAAGAGCGGCGUGCGGCCUACCUGAAACAGCUCCUUCAAGAAGAACAAGUAGAAGAGAAGACAGAGGAGGACGAGAAGCGAGAUCUGGAACCCUUCCAACUCGUCAAGCCGGAAAUGGUACGCGGAGUUGAGCGUACAGCUCGUCGCAAGGUUAUGGAGGUUCUGCAUGCCGUCCAUGACGCCGAAUACGACAAAGCUAUGCACAGUUACCGAACACAGGCGAAGCAAUGGGAGGCGUAUAUUUAUGGAAGCCUUGACCUCUUUGACCCGCAUUCGCACCAGAACAUCGUUGUCCUCUAUUCAGUCACUUGCACGGCAACCAAGAUACCAUGCUCGGAGCCCGGUCUGGUCGCCAUCGAGUUCUACAAUGAGCACCCGGAUCCGAACGGGAGCAUGGAUCAGGACUGCACUUUGGGGCAAUACAUCGAAGACGUCUGCGAGGGUGCCGAUUUUGUCUGCCACUCCAAUGGGUGCGACCGGAAGAUGUACGAGCACCAUCGUACUUACGUCCAUGACAACGCCCGUCUUACCAUCAUUCUGGAGAAGUCUCCGGCCUGGCCCGAGAACUUCCCUGAGAAGCCCCAUGACAGAGACGGCGACAAUAACGGGACGGGCAUUUGCAUGUGGAAUUACUGCAAGCAUUGCAAGAAGCACUUUGGGCUGAUGCCCAUGUCUGUGAGCACCUGGAAGUACUCGUUUGGCAAAUACCUCGAGCUAUCGUUUUGGAGCAGAGGACUUCGAUUGAACCCUCAGACAGAGUGUCCGCAUGAUCACCAAAAGGAUCACAUCCGCUUCUUUUAUUAUCUGUACCGCGACAUCGCAGUUAGGGUGCACUAUGACCCCAUAGAUCUCUAUGAAAUCAUCGUCCCUCGGACGAGGAUCACCUGGAAGGUGGACUACGACCUGAGACUCAAGAACGACAUCUACCUCAAAGCGGAGGAGCGGUGGAACCGUUUCAUGACCUCGGUUGCUGCGAGACUCAAGAGCAUCCGGAUCGACAGCGUGCUGCCAGAGAAAGCCGAGGCUUGUCGUGUAGAGGUGGAGAGGCUCAGCAAAAAGGCGCAGGAAGAGCAGCCGCAACUGAUCCGCGCCCUUCAGGACGCUUACAUGAAGUCAAGAUACUACGAGGUGAUCCCGUUCAACGCCGUCAUCCGUGAGAUGCUUGAAAAGGUGACGGACUGGGAUGCCGCGUUUGCCGCCUUUGAAGCCGAAUUCCUCUCAGACAAGGACGUCCGCCAGUUGACUAUCAUCCAGCUGAAGAAGAUGUUCACGGACCACGAGUCCAAAGAGGCCUUACCGAGCACGGAGACGACCACGUCUAUUGCGUCCGAGCCCGAGGAAAAAUUGACACCCUCUGCGUCCCCGGGUAUGUCCGAUUCCGACGAGAAGCCAUCCCAAACUUCGGAGGGCGAUACCCAUCAACCGCUAGAAACUCCUCUUGACUCGGCCACGCAGCCCAUUCCAGUACAGAAAGAAGCGGCUACGGAACAGGUGGAGGAACUUCUGGAGCGAGUUGAGCCUCUGGACUUUGUAACUCCAACCUCGGCGACAGCGGCAAAGAGCCUUCUCCCCGCUCCAGAAGUAACGUUGGAAGCCCUCAAGCCGCCACCCACCGACCAGUCACCCACUUCAGCGCCCGCGUCUGUUUCUACAGCUUAUCUCGCGUCGCAAGCUAGUGUGUUGCAGCCGCCGGCUCCAGCCCAGCUAUCGUUGACGGAAAAGGUCGAGCAAUUGCGUCGGGAACAGCGGGUACUGUCAAACGAGACCGCAGGCCCGGUUUCCGGUGCCGGAAACGUCAGCGAUAUUCUGAGACCAACAGCGGAACGGAUACUGCCUAGGCGGAUCGGUUCAACCGUGCCACCUCCACUGGUUCGUGCAAUCUCACAGCCGCCCGGGACAUUGCCGAGGACCCAGUCCACUAUCGGAAAGUUCCUGAAGGAACAGAAGUUUCAGGAUAUGGGAGGCGAAGCGCAAAAAGCGUCGGCAGAGGGCAUAAUGAAAGCAGACAAGAAGUUCAGUGACCGUAUCGGUCUUGGAUCCCUCAAGAGUCAUCGUAAGGCAGUGCCUUCUGGGAUUCCACGUUACGUCCACAAGAGGGAGUCAAAGGUCUCUACUCUGGCGCGCCACUUCGAACAGUUGAGCCGUGAAUUCGAAAAGGAGAGAUUGAAGGACCGGAAACAGCGCGCUGCUAAGAUGCACCACACCCGGGCGUUCUUGCCGCGUUCUUCUACCAAGACCAUAGUAGAAGUCUACAAAGACGUGGACCAGGCGGUGCAGGAGCCGGGGCCGUCGGAGGACGACCAUGUCCUCGACAGAGAGCAGAGUGACAAGCAGACACAGGAAAUGUCAACCACGCCUGCCGUCGCGCCUGCCGGGACGCAGCAGGCUACGUCUUCGGAGACAGAACCCAGUUCAUCCCAGGAACUCCCUUCGCAGACGUCACGGCCAGACGAGGCGGCUGAGCAAGCCGAGACAGGUAACAACCGGCAACACAGCCGAGCCGAGUCGGAUGAUGAGGGAGCAGAAAGUGACGCCGAUCAUUCUGCCAUCACUCUUGAUGACAUUCUGCCGGAUGUCAAAGAGAUUGCCGAUUCCUUGGACCGAAGCGAAGAGUUACCCGAGGAGUUGCCAAAGCAUGAGAAGAAGAGUCUGAUGACAAUGCUGACCAAUUUCUGGGCUGAGCGCUCCGCCAGCGGCUGGCCUCAGCUGGAGUAUCCUAUCAACGCCACGGACCACAUCUUCUUCGAUUCAGACGUAAUCAUCAAGGAGGACGAACCAAGUUCCUUGGUGGCUUUUGCUCUGAGUUCGGAGGAUUACAAGUCGAAGCUCGCCGAGAUCCGGCAGAAGUGGGAAGUGGCAACUGACCUGGAGACGGACAACAGCAGCGACGGGUUGGAGAUGAAAGGGCUGCAGCCCUCCAGCCCGGUUGCCACCAACAAUGCAAAGGCCACCAAAUACAACACAGAGCUUGAAAAGAGCCUGCUCCGGCCAACGGGCAUGCACGUCAAGUACCAGUUUACUGAAGGGUCGGCGAAGAUGACGUGUCAGAUCUUCUACGCCGAGCAAUUUGAUGCGCUCCGGCGCAAAUGCGGCGUCGCUGACCGCUUCGUCGAGUCGCUGUCUCGGUGCAUGAAGUGGGAUUCCAAGGGCGGCAAGACAAAAUCCGUCUUCCUCAAGACGCUGGAUGAGCGGUUCAUUUUGAAGUCCCUCUCGCCGAGCGAGACAUCAUCGUUCCUCAGGUUCGCCCCAGACUACUUCAGCAUCAUGGCCGAAGCGCUCUUCCACGACCUUCCGUCCGUCAUUGCCAAGAUGUUUGGUUUCUUCCGCAUCUUCAUCAAGAACCCGCUCACCAACACCGAGAUCAAGCUCGACCUUUUGGUGAUGGAGAACCUGUUUUACGACCGGUGCCCCAGCCGGACGUUUGACCUCAAGGGGUCGAUGCGCAACCGCAAGAUCCAGUCGACGGGCGAGCAGAACGAGGUGCUCCUCGACGAGAACAUGGUCGAGUACAUCUACGAGUCGCCGCUGUUUGCGCGAGAGCACUCGAAGCGGCUGCUGCGGGCGUCUGUCUUCAACGACACGCUGUUCCUGGCGAAGCAGGACGUCAUGGACUAUUCACUCAUGGUUGCGGUGGACGAGGUGAAGAAGGAGAUUGCCGUGGGCAUCAUUGACUGCAUCCGGACCUACACGUGGGACAAGCAACUCGAGAGCUGGAUCAAGAACCGCGGGUUCGCGGGUGGUGGGCGCAACAGGCCGACAGUCACGAGUCCGAGGGAGUACAAGAGCCGGUUCAGGGAAGCUAUGGCGAGGUAAGUUCAUUUAUCUCUUGGGCGGCUAAAAGCUGGCAUGAAGUCGUUCGACUAACGGGCGGUUUGACAGGUACAUCCUGCAGUCUCCCAACUGCUGGCACACAUUUGGGAAUCGUCAUUCGCCGUCUACGCCUGCCACUCCGAGACCGCGGUUUGAGGAAGACGCCUGACAAGGUAGCCACAUAUUCUUACCAAGGCAUGGGAGUAUGAUUGAUGAAUGUUGGAUCAUUUGAUGGCAUGGCAGAGCGAUGGAUCCAUCGUGGAAUGUUCUAAGGCUUGGGUUGCACUGGCGUCUUGGGGAGGGAGUCUCAAGUGGGCAUACCGCCGCUGUUUGUUCUGUUUAUGCAUAGUUGAGGUGUCUAGGAGUUGGCCAUUUUGCUCUACUGAUGAUGAGUCAGCGGG
Parathielavia appendiculata is the source of this 7931-nucleotide messenger RNA. RefSeq lists its product as uncharacterized. NCBI's taxonomy places the organism in Eukaryota, Fungi, Ascomycota, Sordariomycetes, Sordariales, Chaetomiaceae. The transcript has a single exon. The record is from RefSeq and is a predicted model, not a curated record. Gene Ontology annotation, cellular component: endosome membrane; fungal-type vacuole membrane. Gene Ontology annotation, biological process: phosphatidylinositol phosphate biosynthetic process. Bases 118 to 7533 code for a protein of 2471 amino acids. Gene Ontology annotation, molecular function: metal ion binding; ATP binding; 1-phosphatidylinositol-3-phosphate 5-kinase activity.